CCUCUCCUCUUUGCCCUUUUCCCCACCCACCUGCGGCUACAAAGCCUACAAAACCCUAACAAAAAUUCUCCGCCCGAUCGAGAACCCUUCCUCCCUCGCGCCUCCGACCCUCAUCCUUAGCCGAUUCACGAUGAUGCCGGGGUCAGCGCCGCCGCCGGCCGCCGGGAGCGGCAUGUUCGUCCCGACGCAGACGGCGGGCACGGUGCUGUGCUGCAUGUGCGGCGUCUCGAUGCAGCCCAACCCGGCCAACAUGUGCGCCCGCUGCCUCCGCGCCCGCGUCGACAUCACCGAAGGCGUCCCGCGCCACGCCGCCGUCGUCUACUGCCCCGACUGCACCUCCUACCUCCAGCCCCCGCGCUCCUGGCUCCGCGCCGGCCCGGAGUCUCCCGAGCUCCUGCAGAUCCUCCUCCGCCGCCUCAAGCACCCGCUCGCCCGCCUCCGGGUCUCCCUCUCCGGCGCCGAGUUCGUCUUCUCCGAGCCCCACUCCAAGCGCCUCCGCCUCAAGCUCCGUCUCCGCCGCGAGGUCCUCAACGGUAUCGUCCUCGAGCAGACCCACCCUGUCGAGUUCACCGUCCACGACCGCCUCUGCGAUUCCUGCGCCCGCGCCCAGGCCAACCCCGACCAGUGGGUCGCCGUCGUCCAGCUCCGCCAGCACGUCCCCCACCGCCGCACCUUCCUCUACCUCGAGCAGCUCCUCAUUAAGCACGGCCAGGCCGCGCUUGCCAUCCGCGUCGCAUCAGCGCCCGGCGGCCUCGACUUCUUCUUCGGCUCGCGCUCGCAUGCUGCCCGCCUUGUUGAUUUCCUUGGCACCGUUGCGCCCAUUCAGACCAACACGGCCAAGCAGCUUGUCUCGCACGACACAAAGAGUUUUAUCUAUAACUACAAGUACACCUUCUCGGUCGAGAUUUGCCCCAUCUGCCGUGAGGACCUGAUUGCCCUCAGCCCCAAGGCGUCCCGUGAUCUCGGUGGACUUGGCCCACUCGUCCUCUGCAUCAAGGUCACCAAUGCCAUUGCGCUGCUUGACCCACUUACUCUGCGUGUGCACCACCUUGAGGAGAAGAAGUACAGGGUGUACAACUUCAAGGCUGCUCUGACUAGCAAGCAGCUCGUGGAGUACAUGGUGCUUGAUAUUGAGCAAGAGUCGCCAGAGAUUACCGUAGAUGGAUCUCGGUACCAGCUGGCAUAUGCCCAGGUUGCUCGUAUGUCAGAUUUUGGUAAAAAUGAUACCGUAUUUACAGUACGGACUCAUCUCGGGCACCUGCUGAGCCCUGGGGACCUUGCCCUUGGGUACGAUCUCUAUGGUGCCAAUAUGAAUGAUGAUGAUAUGGACAAGGCUUUGCUGCGGCAAACUUUGCCUGAAGUGAUUCUGGUCAAGAAGAGCUAUGAGAAGAGGCCACGUACACGCCGAUGGAAGCUCAAGAGGCUGCCAAUUGAGGAAGAUCUUGGAAACAAGGCCAAAGGUGAGGAAGAUAAGAGGGCAGAUGAGUAUAGCAAGUUCAUCUUAGAACUGGAGCGUGACCCAGAAAUGAGGUUUAACGUAAAUCUGUACAAGGAUGAGGACUAUAGGUCAGAAAUGGCAUCCACGAUUGGUGACGAUGUCCCUACUGUGCCAAUUGAGGAGUUGAUUGAGGACCUGAGCCUUGGUGAUGAUGAGGAGGAUGAAGAGGAAGAAGACAGUGCACCUGCCGGUAUGGUGGAAUGAGUGACCAUGUCUACUUGAGCCUUGCUCAUGAUGGUUCUUGUCCACUGCAGAUCAUAGGUCUGAACUGCAUCUGUUUAAUUCAUAUAAGUUUUAUUUUCUUUACUGGUACAAGUUAAGAAUAUCAGAUGUGUUGCUUAAACGGUCUAAGUUUUUAUUUUUGUUUGUUGGGAUCGACAUGUUUGAAACCAUAACCUGUAUCUGGGUGUAACAGGCAUGUCUUAAGUUGAAUACAUUUCAUGUCAUAUUCUGUGAUGUUUGUGA
Molecule: messenger RNA, 1963 nt
Organism: Brachypodium distachyon (stiff brome)
Lineage: Eukaryota; Viridiplantae; Streptophyta; Magnoliopsida; Poales; Poaceae
Product: 60S ribosomal export protein NMD3
Exons: 1
Coding region: 131-1702 (523 amino acids)
Biological process (GO): ribosomal large subunit export from nucleus
Cellular component (GO): cytoplasm; nucleus
Molecular function (GO): ribosomal large subunit binding
Source: RefSeq, a predicted model, not a curated record